AUGUCGAACAUGUGCAGGAAAGGAUUGGACCAGGCUCCAACUUUGAGAAGAAUUGUGAUCCUUGGAAAAACUGGAGCAGGAAAAAGUAGUGCUGCAAACACUAUAUUUGGAAAAAAAGAGUUUAAAGUCUUUUCUAGUUUCAGAUCAGGAACUAGUCAAUGUCAAGCAGAAACUCACCCUAUAAAUGGAAAAGAUACAACCCUGAUUGAUACGCCUGGUUUCUUUGAUACAAACACACCUAAAGAAGAGCUAAUGCCUGAAAUGUGGAAUUGCAUCACAAUGUGUUUACCUGGACCACAUGCUUUCCUCAUUGUGCUUAAAUAUGAAAGAUUUUCAGAGCUGGAGAAUGAGAUCUUAAACCAAAUAACCAAACACUUCUCUGAAGAAGUGUUCAAAUAUGCCACAAUUGUCUUUACUCAUGGUGAAGAUCUCCCUGAAGGGCAGACAAUCAAAGAUCAUUUGAGUCACAGUGAUUGUUUAAGUGAGGUUGUGAGAAAAUGUGGUGGUCGGUGCUAUGUCAUAGACAGCAAAUAUUGGAACGAUUCAGAUGACCCAUACAGGAACAACAGCUACCAGGUUAAUAAGAUACUUGAAUCGGUAGAAGAGAUAGUUCUGGGAGAGACCAUGGAAAAUAUAGGGGGAUUUGUGCUCAUAGUUUUUGGGAUUUCUAUGGUGUUUGGGUCCUACAUUGACAAAUGCAUUGUGGAUGUCAGCAUCAAGAAGAACAUCACCAACCAGGCCAACCAACGACCCUGGAUGAAUGGAGAUGUUCGGAAAUCUCUAUAA
This is a messenger RNA of Cyprinodon variegatus (sheepshead minnow), 786 nucleotides long. Its product is annotated as GTPase IMAP family member 7-like. Gene Ontology annotation, molecular function: GTP binding. The transcript has 4 exons. Bases 1 to 786 code for a protein of 261 amino acids. Lineage: Eukaryota; Metazoa; Chordata; Actinopteri; Cyprinodontiformes; Cyprinodontidae. The record is from RefSeq and is a predicted model, not a curated record.